ACAGAGAGAGACAGUCAAAGAGACGAAGAGAGCGAGAGAGGGAGAAAGUCCAACACUGCUACUGAAACGUGUCAGCUGUUGGUUAAGGGAGGCUGAAGAAUAAUUAAGGGAGGCUGAAGAAGGGAGGUAGAGAGAGAGUGUAUGUAUACCAGUGGGGUUGAGAGACCUUCUUCUCUCCAGCGGAGCAGCAAGAUGAAGAGUUUCAUCACAAACACCCUCUCUGACUUCUUCUUCGAGUACGAGACCCCCCGUCAGGUGCUGGUACGGAACAAGAAGGUGGGGGUCGUGUGCCGAUUGAUCCAGCUGGGGGUCCUGGCUUACAUCAUCGGGUGGGUGUUCAUCUAUGAGAAAGGCUACCAGUCGUCAGACACGGCCGUGGGUUCCGUCUUGACUAAGAUGAAGGGGGUGGGAUAUACCAAUGUGACCGGAGAGGAGAGGAUCUGGGACGUGGCUGACUAUGUCUUCCCUGUACAGGGGGACUCUUCUUUUGUGGUGAUGACCAACUACAUUAUGACCAAAGGUCAGAAAAUUGAAAAAUGUUCUGAGCCCCCAAACUCGAAGAAUCGAUGCAGCUCUGACGCAGACUGUGAAGGGAGAUCAGAACGUACGGGAGAUGGACAUAUGACGGGGAAGUGUUUGGUGAACACAACCAAGAUGUGUGAGGUGCUAGCCUGGUGUCCUGUGGAAGAUGACAGCAGUAUCCCAGACCCUGCGCUGUUGAUGUCGGCAGAGAACUUCACACUGUUCAUCAAAAACACAAUCAACUUUCCAGCCUAUGGUGUUACGAGGUGUAACCUCGUAGAAGGUAUCGACAAUCAGUACAUCAAAAGUUGCCUGUAUGACCCAAAGACGUCCCCACUGUGUCCCAUUUUCAGACUGGGCGACUUGGUACAGAUGUCUGGCUUCAACUUCGCCGCCAUAGCCAAAGUGGGUGGGGCGAUUGGUAUCAUCAUUGACUGGACCUGUAACCUGGACCAUGACCAGUCAGACUGUAAACCGAUCUACUCCUUCCACGGUCUCUAUGGAAACCCCGACGAGGCAGACACGGCCAGAGCAUCUGUGGGAUACAACUUCAGGUACGCAAAGCACUAUAUGGAGGACACACAGGAGAAAAGAACGCUUCUGAAAGUGUUUGGGAUUCGAUUUGACAUCAUUGUGCGUUCAGUGGCCAGAAAAUUUGAUAUCAUUCCAACACUAACAGCUAUAGGAUCUGGUGUUGGAAUCUUUGGAGUGGCGACUGUAGUAUGUGAUCUGAUUCUCCUGUAUCUACUACCCAAGAGGGAAUUCUACAACAACAUGAAAUUCAAGGUCACUGAAACGAUGGAGAAGGAACCUUUAGAUGAGGUCAAGUCUGAAAAGGACGUAUCCAAGAAGCAUUCAGAAGAGGUUCUAGUGCAUCAUGAGGCACCACUGUCAGAGUCUUAGUCCCUACAGCGGCUGCCUGGAUCAGCUCAGUCUUAAGAGUGAUGCUGCGGAGGGGUCCUGACUCCUGGGCUCCAGUCUGCAGUAACAGCUGGCUGCGACUCCAACAGACUGACUCCAGACUGCACUGACACAUCUUAAAGCAUAAAACAAGUGUGAUGGUUUUCUGCCUUGUGUUCACUCUCCAGCUGAAUGAUUCAACUGCCAUUUAAUUGCCUUCAAAUCCUGUCAACAGAUCUCAAACAAUGCCCUUCCGGCUCAAUGAUUCAACUGCUAUUUAUUGCCUUCAAAUGUCAACAGACCUCAAACAAUGCUCUCAGUUUAGGAUAUUUUUUUAUUUUACCUUUAUUUAACUAGGCAAGUCAGUUAAGAACAAAUUCUUAUUUACAAUGACAGCCUUGUUCAGGGGCAGAACCACAGAUUUUCACCUUGUCAGCUCAGGGAUUCGAUCUACAAACCUUUCGGUUAGUGGCCCAACGCUCUAACCACUAGGCUACCUGCCGAGAUAGAUAGUAACGGAACAUUCUUUCAGACUGCUUCCACCCUCCUUUGUUUGUCUAAUAAUAAUAAUCAGGGAAACAGUUUAAUCAUCUGAAUGUGAUACAAAACAAGGCAUCGAUGUGCUUUAGGAGCGCUGCUCUCUCAAUGUGUCAUAAUUAGAACUAUGUGUUUUUAUUUAUUUAUUUGACCUUUAUUUAACCAGGCUAGUCAGUUAAGAACAAAUUAUUAUUUUCAAUGACGGCCUGGGAACAGUGGGUUAACUGCCUGUUCAGGGGCAGAAUGAUAGAUUUGUACCUUGUCAGCUCGGGGGUUUGAACUUGCAACCUUCCGGGUAUUAGUCCAGGCUACCCUGCCGCCUCUACACUCUAACCACUAGGCCACCCUGUUAGUUUGUGUUAGUUUAGGGUUGGUUCAUUAACUGAAAGAAUCAUGUGUUUUAUAACACAUUCGUUACCUUAAAGUACCCUGGUUUAUUAACACAUGUUAUAAUAUCUGUUUAUAACACAUUCGUUACCUUAAAGCCGUGGUUCACUCAGAAACAUUCUCUAUUUUCUAUGGGGACACAUUUCUACACAUUUUGUCAUGGGGUGCAGGGAAAAUGUUGCCGUUUUAAAGGUCAUUUUCUUGCAAUUCUAUACAUUUUGCCAUGUCUAAUGUGUAUAUUUGAGUGACAUUACUACAAAAUCUCUGGGCUAAAAAAACGUUAGCUGACGUGGGCUAGUAGAUCUGGACACUUUCUGACACGUUAUAAAUAUCUCUCUAAGGUCUGUAAUGACUGACAGGACAAGAGGAACUGAGGAUGUACUUCCCAGUGUAGAAGCUGCACCUUGUGUAUUCUACUAUUACAACUUUCAGGAGUAAGUUGAAAGCCGGUUUCCAACCUCUUCCAUCAGCACAGCACACACCAUGUUGUCUUCAAGAAGCAGAAGAAUUCGAUGACUACUGGCACGGCGUAUUCCACCUUGAAAUACUGUAAUAAUGACAUAUUUUUGAUCUUUAAAUCUUUCUCAUCAAUCAACAAGUUUGUGAUUGAUACGCAAAUUCAAUAAAACAUUGUUGAAGGUUGUA
Oncorhynchus gorbuscha (pink salmon) is the source of this 2991-nucleotide messenger RNA. Its product is annotated as P2X purinoceptor 1-like. Gene Ontology annotation, molecular function: extracellularly ATP-gated monoatomic cation channel activity; ATP binding; purinergic nucleotide receptor activity. The record is from RefSeq and is a predicted model, not a curated record. The transcript has 14 exons. NCBI's taxonomy places the organism in Eukaryota, Metazoa, Chordata, Actinopteri, Salmoniformes, Salmonidae. Bases 142 to 1425 code for a protein of 427 amino acids. Gene Ontology annotation, biological process: monoatomic cation transmembrane transport; response to ATP. Gene Ontology annotation, cellular component: nuclear inner membrane; plasma membrane.